Molecule: messenger RNA, 4315 nt
Organism: Fusarium odoratissimum NRRL 54006
Lineage: Eukaryota; Fungi; Ascomycota; Sordariomycetes; Hypocreales; Nectriaceae
Product: ethanolaminephosphotransferase
Exons: 3
Coding region: 551-1792 (413 amino acids)
Biological process (GO): phospholipid biosynthetic process
Cellular component (GO): membrane
Molecular function (GO): phosphotransferase activity, for other substituted phosphate groups
Source: RefSeq, a predicted model, not a curated record
CAGAUAACUAGUAAUGGGACUUAAGAGUUGACAAAAGUUGAAGUUGCAAUUGCGGAGACAUGUUCUUCAUGUCAUUUCGAAAUAUACUGUAUUUCGGGUACUCUGACUCGAGACUUUGUGCCGGAUAGUGUCUGCUCCCUCCCUCCUUGGGUAGGUACCUUAGCUAUAGAUCGCGUUGGUGUUUCUUUGAUCCACUUUUUUUUAACUGCUGGCCUCUUUUCCCUUCUUUCCUUUACCAAGUUCAAGUCUCUUGAUUACAUCUUCUUCCCUUCUUUCUGGGUAUCGAUCCUGAACUGCAACCAUCGCUUGCUGCGUACUUUCUGGCUCUUCGUUACCACGAGAAUCCGUCUUUCUGCGCGCGUUACUGCACGAUUCAACAAGCGAGAGGAUACAAGUGCAAAGCGGGAAUCGGACGAGAAACCUAGACUUUACCCACUCCAACAAGAAAAGGCCACAAUACCAAUCGAUCGCUCUGCAGGCCAACCGGAGCACAGAACUGAGAACACACAACUUUCGCGAAAAAGCCAAACAAACGAGAUACAAUACAACGAUGGUCUACGUACGGCAAAAGGAGCUCCCCGCGCUCCGUGAGUACAAAUACUCUGGUGUCGACCAUUCACUGCUUUCCAAAUAUGUUCUAAAGCCCUUCUACACGAAAUUCGUCAUCAAGUGCUUCCCUAUGAGCAUGGCACCGAAUCUGAUCACUCUGACCGGGUUUUCAUUCGUCGUUGCAAACUUCUUGACACUGCUGUGGUAUACUCCCACUCUUGACCAAGAUUGCCCCUCCUGGGUGUAUUAUUCUUGGGCACUGGGCUUGUUCCUAUAUCAAACGUUCGAUGCUGUGGACGGAACUCAAGCGCGCCGAACUCGGCAAUCCGGACCUCUGGGCGAACUCUUCGAUCAUGGGGUAGAUGCUUGUAAUACCUCGCUUGAGGUCCUUCUUUUUGCUGCUUCUCAGAAUAUGGGACAGAGCUGGCAGACUGUGGCAGUCUUGUUCGCAUCCCUCUUGACCUUUUAUGUUCAGACGUGGGAGACUUAUCACACCAAAACUCUCACUCUUGGUAUCGUCAACGGACCGGUCGAGGGCGUUCUUGCGAUCGUCCUGGUCUUCGUUUUCACUGGCUACGUUGGGGGUGCUCAUUUCUGGCAACAGAGCAUGUUCCAUACCAUCGGUGUGCCUUCCACCAUUGGUAUCCCGUCUUUCAUCUACAAUCUCACCUUUACCGAGUGGUAUCUUAUUCAGGGCAGUAUUGUUCUUGUCUUCAACACCGUCGAGUCUUCACUCAACGUCAUCCGCGCUCGACGUGCCCGUGGUGACCGUUCUCGAGGUGCGCUCCUUGGCCUAGUGCCUUUCUUCAGCAUCUGGUCUAUGGUGGUUGCCUACCUUUAUCUCCAACCUAAGAUCCGCGAAUGCCAUCUCAUCCCGUUUGCCCUCUUCGCCGGCCUUGUCAAUGCCUAUAGCGUUGGGCAGAUGAUCACUGCUCAUCUUGUUCACCUGCGCUUCCCCUACUGGAACGUGCUAGGCCUGCCUCUUGCCUUUGGUGUCAUCGAUUCAUUGGGUCCCAUCUUCCAGCGCUACUUAGGAUUUGGUUGGCCCAGCGCUCUUGGCGAUAGUGUCUACCAAGUGGCUUUCAUGUUCAUGAUGCUCGGAACCGCCGUCGGUGUCUACGGAAGUUUUGUCGUUGACGUAAUCGUUACCAUCUGCGAUUACCUCGACAUCUGGUGCCUCACCAUUAAGCACCCUUAUGUUGAAAACGAAGGCGCUCAGACCAAUGGUACAAAGAAGGACUAAAUGACUGAUAUAGACCCAUGUCAAUGGGUUCAUGGCAGCGCGGGGGCUCAAUCCCCCGAAUAGAAGAGUCGCGUAACAAGACUAACAAUCGGACUCAAAAUUAGAGACGUCGGUAGUUCCAGGUUCGAACGGAGUAAUGGAAACGCUUCAUGCAGGGAUGCCAAGGGAUUGGGAAUGAGUCAAGAUAUCUAAAGAGGGUUUAAAAGAGGGCUAUCGCGAUUAUUACAUAUAUCAGGUUCUGGCAUGUCUUUGAUUAUUACGGUUUUCGUGUAGAAGUUUUGUAUGAUUUGUAUGAGGAACGGUUUUGGUUCUUUCUUUUUGGAGUUCUGCAGCGUGCUUUUGUAUAACGUUACUGUAGCUUAUAGAUGCUAUUUCUAUGUCCGCUGUCAAAUUUGACAUUAUAUCAAUCUUCUGCGAACCUACUUAUGUUUAUGACCAUAUAGAGCCAACACCAUCAUACGCCAGGCUUUCAGGAUCGUGCCGGUCGAAUGGGGCUAGGAGACCUUGAACAGAAAAUAUUUCAUCAUUUUUGCAACUCAAUAUACUUGACUUUCCAAGAUCCUAUAGCAUGGUCGUGCAUAUGGCAGACAUUUGCUGCGUGUCUUUGAAAACCAGUCCAAAAUUUCUCGGGAGACAUACGUAAAAACCUUGAAUACAAAACGCCACGCCAAAAAGCCCCGACGGGCGGGGUAUCAUCUUCCACUUAGUCUCUUAGCGUAAUAUACGUCAAUCAUAAUGAAGCCAUUCAUGUAUCCUUUCUUCCAAAUUGGCCCUUUUGCGCCUUGUCGCUCACUUAGAGAAGAUCAUCAGUGCCGCUCGCGACACUUUGUUCAAUAGCAUUGGUGAUUGAACGCUCCGAGAAAACAGGACCCUGGCCAUCACAUCUAGCGCAGUUCUUCAGGCGCUCGCUGACAUCGGCAAUAUCAACCAGGCCUUUCUUGAACAAUUCGUGAGAUAUGAUAAAGUCCCAUGUUGCACCGGCAGCUAGGAGACGUUCGCCAUCAUCUGAAGUAACAAUGCGGUGUGAGGGCGACUUAUUUGUGUGAUUUUGCAAGACGUUGGAGUAGAAGUCGGUAGGUUUGAAGCGCAGAGGCCCGGUUGCAGGCUCUGGUGAGAUGGAACCAUGGCUCAUGUGGGAUGUCGCGCGAAGGAUUUCGUUCUCGGUAGAUAUUUUCUGGAGAUCUCGCUUUAAACGUUCGUUUUCGAGGGAUGAUUGUUGCUGGGCGGCCUCGAGUCCGGCAAGCUUCGCCUCAAGGUCUUUAACAUGCUUUUCUUUCCUCUCGCGGAAGGCACGCUGCCUGUACAGCCACAUGUUAGUUAAGAACAAAAUCGUCGUCAUCGAUCGCAUUUCGAAGUCACGGUUAUGUUGUGUGCCGUGAGGUCUUCUCGCAAAAUAAAAAGACCAAGGCAGGAGAAGAGUGAGACGUACGCAGCGCGAUUCUGUGCUUUCCUCCGAGACUGAGCAGGAGUUAGGUUCUCGUCCUCCUCGCUGCCCCCACGGGCAACGGACUGCUCGUCAGGGGAGCCAUUCCUCAAUGAGCCUCCUUGCUGUUGAUGGGCUUGGGCUUGAGAAGUAUAGCCGGGAGGUGUCGGGGGGCCCGGAAAACCAGAGGCAGGCUGAUGGGGGUUUGCAUUGAAGCCUUGGGCGGUGGUAUAAUCGAAAGACUGGAACUGGUCAUUUUGACUGGCAGAGAGGCCGUCGUAGUUUUCCUGUACGUGCCAAAGCAAUAUGUCAGCUAAGAUGCGCUAAUGCUAUAAGAUAGACGAGCUGCAGGUACAACGUUGAAGAUGCCGAGAAGGUCGUGCUUGUAAGGCUCAACAUUGCUAGAGUAAUGCUCAGGUAAGGAAACGCUAAGGCAGGGCUGCACCGGGGGAGUGGGGGAGAUCGCGGAGAAGGGGUCGUUUACUGACAGGCGGGGAUGCAUUGAAGUCAUCGGAGCCGGCGGAAUGCGAGUGUGACGGCGUCAGAGGAGGAAUCGGCAUGAACUGGUGAUAGGGCUGAGGGUUGGCAAAGUUGUAUUGCCCGGUGAAAUCCAUCGUGAACCUUCAGAGGCGGUGGUUGAGGUCGAGUGAAGGUUAAACGAAGCAGGUGGAGUAGAGCAGAAUCGAAUCGAGUAGUUCGAUGCGAGUGACUGUGGCCACACAAAAUGGACGAGGAGCCCGAGAUGAAUGAGGUUGAGCGCAAAUGAAUAAAGAUGUGAUGACUCAAUGCCGGGUUGAAGAGGCAGAAGCGCUUCUUGGUUAAAAUAGUAGAGAAGAAGUUGAGCUUGUAUGGGGGCUUGGCUCUAGGUUGGUGGAUGAAUUAACUAGGUACGAGGCGGGUGACGCGGGUGGGUGAAGAAGAGAGGUGGAGGUGGAGGGGGAUGGGGAGCACAGGUGCAGACCGAUUGACCAAGGUGAGCGAGCCCCAAAAGCACAGAGCACAGAGCACAGAGCACGGGCAGGGCAGGGCAGCAGGCGGUUAGGAGGUGGUAGGGAGGUGGUAGUAAAAGGUAACAAGGUGCCUUAAUGAAGCAUAACGUG